AAAGACAUCAAGAGAGGGGAGCUUGUGUUUGAGGAUGAGGGAAGUAGUUUCGCUAUUGUCACACGGCCUUUUGUUGAGAGGCACUGGGGGGAAGAGGAAAAACAAACUUUUACUGAAUACGCGUGGCCGCUAGAUGGCGACGGCCAUGUGUACGCCAUUUGGGAGAGCGACCCUAGCAAAUGGCGUCCCAUUAAUCAUUCCUGCAAUCCAAACUGUAUCUUUGGCGAGGACCAUUCACUGAACGUUAUUGCCUCCCGCGACAUCAAGAAGGAUGAGGAGCUUACAAUGGACUACUCGACUUUUUGCGACUACACGAUGAAGCCUUUUCCCUGUAGUUGUGCCUCGGAGUGUUGUCGUGGAAUGAUAGUUCCGGAUGAAGCGGCACUGUACAAGUACGGCACAAAUGUGUGGCACCGACGACCUCCUAUUCCCCCGUCGAAAACCGUUUGA
Molecule: messenger RNA, 450 nt
Organism: Trypanosoma rangeli
Lineage: Eukaryota; Euglenozoa; Kinetoplastea; Trypanosomatida; Trypanosomatidae
Product: putative SET domain protein
Exons: 1
Molecular function (GO): protein binding
Source: RefSeq, a predicted model, not a curated record